CCCGUCCCUUCUCUCUUUUUAUUUUUCAUUUUUUCACUUCUAUACAAUGUCCUCCUAAGAGAUCACCUUUUUUUGUUAAUGUCUCUCCCCACCAAACGCUCUGCCACUGCCACCGCCACCCCCUCUAGCUCCUCCGCCAGCGCCACCUCUAAUUUUCCUCCUAUGAAGAAGGCCAAGUCCCAGGCUGUCUCUGCUUGCUCCCCUCUUGACCAUUCCUGUAACAAGAACGGCCUCCAUCACUUCAGCUCCGGCACUACAGCCGAUAACGACGUCGUGUUCGACCCCUCUUCAAUGACUCUCGAUGACGAUCCCAAGCUCCAAGACUUCUCUCCUCCCGCCGCCGCUAAUUUGUCCCGCAAAAAGGCCACCCCACCUCAGCCCGCGAAGAAGCUUGUCAUCAAGCUCGUGAAAGCUAAACCAACACUACCUGCAAAUUUUGAGGAGGAUACAUGGGGAAGACUGCAGUCGGCUAUUAAAGCUAUAUUCUUGAAGCAACCAGAUUCCUGCGACUUGGAGAAGCUUUAUCAGGCUGUCAAUGAUCUUUGUCUGCAUAAGAUGGGUGGUAAUCUUUAUCAGCGAAUUGAAAGAGAAUGUGAAGCCCAUAUUCAUACAGUAUUACAAUCUCUGGUUGGACAAAGCCCAGAUUUGGUGGUUUUCUUAUCCCUGGUUGAGAGAUGCUGGCAGGAUCUAUGUGACCAAAUGUUGAUGAUUCGCGGUAUAGCCUUGUACCUUGAUAGAACAUAUGUGAAACAAACCCCAAAUGUACGUUCAUUGUGGGACAUGGGCUUGCAGCUUUUCCGGAAGCAUCUUUCAUUGUCCCCUGAAGUUGAGCACAAAACUGUUACAGGCCUUUUGAGAAUGAUUGAGAAGGAAAGGUUAGGUGAAUCAGUUGAUAGAACUCUCUUAAACCAUCUAUUGAAGAUGUUUACUGCUCUAGGAAUUUAUGCUGAAAGCUUUGAGAGACCAUUUCUGGAUUGCACGUCUGAAUUUUAUGCUGCUGAAGGCAUGAAAUACAUGCAGCAAUCAGAUGUUCCAGAUUACUUAAAGCAUGUGGAGAUUAGGUUGCAAGAAGAAAAUGAAAGAUGCUUACUCUAUCUUGAUGCAAGUACUAGAAAGCCACUAAUAGCAACUGCAGAAAGACAGCUUCUUGAACGUCACAUAUCUGCAAUUCUGGAUAAGGGGUUCAUGAUGCUAAUGGAUGGGCACAGAAUUGAGGAUCUUAAGAGAAUGUACUCAUUGUUCUUAAGGGUUAAUGCCCUUGAGUCAUUAAGGCAGGCUCUUAGCUCAUACAUACGUAGAACUGGGCAAGGCAUUGUCAUGGAUGAAGAAAAAGAUAAGGAUAUGGUUUCAUGCUUGUUAGAAUUUAAGGCUUCUCUUGACACAAUAUGGGAAGAAAGCUUUUCUAAGAAUGAAGCAUUUUGCAAUACUAUAAAGGAUGCAUUUGAACAUCUAAUUAAUCUUCGUCAGAACCGACCGGCAGAGUUGAUUGCAAAGUUUCUGGAUGAGAAGCUUCGUGCCGGAAAUAAGGGGACUUCUGAAGAGGAGUUGGAGGGUACACUUGAUAAAGUAUUGGUGUUGUUCAGGUUUAUUCAGGGCAAGGAUGUGUUUGAAGCAUUUUAUAAGAAGGACCUUGCUAAAAGACUACUAUUGGGAAAAAGUGCCUCUAUUGAUGCAGAGAAAUCUAUGAUAUCAAAGCUGAAGACUGAGUGUGGCAGCCAGUUUACAAACAAACUUGAAGGAAUGUUUAAGGAUAUUGAACUAUCAAAGGAGAUAAAUGAAUCCUUCAAGCAAUCAUCGCAAGCCAGGACAAAACUUCCAUCAGGGAUUGAGAUGAGUGUCCAUGUCUUAACGACAGGGUACUGGCCUACAUAUCCACCCAUGGAUGUUAGGCUUCCUCAUGAGCUGAACGUCUAUCAGGAUAUUUUCAAAGAGUUCUACUUAAGCAAGUAUAGUGGCAGGCGAUUAAUGUGGCAAAAUUCAUUGGGUCACUGUGUGCUGAAAGCUGAAUUUCCAAAAGGUAAAAAGGAGCUGGCAGUAUCUCUAUUUCAGACUGUCGUUUUGAUGUUGUUUAAUGAUGCCCAAAAGCUUAGUUUUCAAGAUAUUAAGGAUGCUACUGGCAUAGAGGACAAAGAACUGAGACGGACUUUGCAGUCUCUUGCAUGUGGCAAAGUUCGUGUCUUGCAAAAGAUCCCUAAAGGGAGGGAUGUGGAGGAUGAUGAUUUAUUUGUUUUCAAUGAGGGAUUUACUGCUCCUCUAUAUCGGAUAAAGGUCAACGCAAUCCAGAUGAAGGAAACUGUAGAGGAGAACACAAGCACCACCGAGAGAGUAUUUCAAGAUCGUCAAUACCAGGUUGAUGCUGCUAUUGUUCGGAUAAUGAAGACGAGGAAAGUACUAAGUCACACACUUUUAAUUACUGAACUCUUCCAACAGCUGAAGUUUCCUAUCAAGCCAGCUGAUUUGAAGAAAAGGAUAGAGAGCCUAAUUGACAGGGAGUACCUUGAGCGAGACAAGAACAACCCUCAAAUAUACAAUUACCUGGCAUGAUCCAUUUUGCCUCAGUUAAACAGGAAAAAUUUGCUUGUAAAUGGCAGGGGAAAUGUGAGACCUCAUUGAGAGGCAAUUGAGUCCCUGUCAGAUGAAUGUACAGUAAGUUGUAGUGGUUUAAUUUUGUUGCAGUCAACACUCUAAUUGUAAAGCAUAUUUAUCUUCUUUUUCAUACUUUUUCCUGCUGUA
Messenger RNA from Manihot esculenta (cassava), 2733 nucleotides. RefSeq names its product cullin-4. The record is from RefSeq and is a predicted model, not a curated record. Lineage: Eukaryota; Viridiplantae; Streptophyta; Magnoliopsida; Malpighiales; Euphorbiaceae. Gene Ontology annotation, cellular component: cullin-RING ubiquitin ligase complex. Gene Ontology annotation, molecular function: ubiquitin protein ligase binding. The coding region runs from base 79 to 2544 and encodes 821 amino acids. Gene Ontology annotation, biological process: ubiquitin-dependent protein catabolic process; protein ubiquitination. The transcript is spliced from 17 exons.